Molecule: messenger RNA, 438 nt
Organism: Exophiala spinifera
Lineage: Eukaryota; Fungi; Ascomycota; Eurotiomycetes; Chaetothyriales; Herpotrichiellaceae
Exons: 1
Coding region: 1-438 (145 amino acids)
Cellular component (GO): membrane
Source: RefSeq, a predicted model, not a curated record
AUGUCCGCGCUCCUUGCCAACAAGCCUCUCCUCGGGCCCCUGGUCGCCCUGAACGCCUGGACUUUGGGCAUGGAAGCCCUUCUGUACAAACGUCGAACGCCUGCUCUUGCAAAAUACAACAUCACCUUCGACCCGGAAACCGUCAAGAAGCAGAAAGCAGAGAAGUUGCCAGCUUUCGUCCAAUGGCCGGCCGAUAAUUACAACAACCUACUGGAACAACCUACUCAGUUCUACGCCAUCUUGCUGGGGCUGACACUUCUGGGCGUUAAGGAUAGGAGGACUGUUGGUUUGGCGUGGGCUUAUGUUGGGCUGAGAUUCAUACACAGCAUUAUUCAUGUUUCCACCAAUAAAGUCGUCGUACGCUUUGCGGUCUUUGCCGCGAGUUCAUUCGCGCUACUCGGACUCACGGCCGAGACAGCUUGGAAGCUGUUGGUCUGA